CCGCCCCGGCUUCGCCCCCCACGCACUUCCACCCUCCGCGGCGCCCCUCCCGCUCCCGCCCCCGGCCCGGAGUCGAGAUCAUGCCGCCCGUGGCGGCCCCGAGUGCCGCGGACACUGUCGCCUAGGACUGCGGGGCCGUUCAGCGACACCGCGUCUCCCCGCCCCGCCUGGCCCUCGAGGAGGGAGAGAGAGAGAGAGGAGGGGGUGGGGAAGUGGGCAGUGAACUCGGCUCCAUCUGGGAGGGGUGUGUGUGUGGGGGGAGUGGAAGUUCCCGCCCCGGACUGCGGCGAGGCGGCAGCCACAGUUGAUUAUGGAAGAUUCCCACAAGAGUAACGCUUCAGAGACAGCGCCUCAAGCUGGUUCAGCAGUUCAGGGAGCUCACAUUUCUCAACAGGUAUCAUCUUUAUCAGAAAGUGAGGAGUCUCAGGACUCAUCUGACAGCAUAGGCUCCUCACAGAAAGCCCCCGGGAUCCUAGCACUACGCCCAUCCUACAGAAAAAUUUUGAAAGCCCUCUCUUCUGAAGAUACACGAGGCAGAAAAGGAGACGGAGAAAACCCUGGAGUUUCUGCUGUUACUUCUAUGUCUGUUCCAACUUCCAUCUAUCAGACUAGCAGCGGACAGUACAUUGCCAUUGCCCCGAAUGGAGCCUUACAGUUGGCCAGUCCAGGCGCAGACGGAGUACAGGGACUGCAGACGUUGCCCAUGACCAAUUCAGGCAGCACUCAGCAAGGUACAAUUCUGCAGUACGCACAGACCUCGGACGGACAGCAAAUACUUGUGCCCAGCAACCAGGUGGUUGUACAGACAGCCUCAGGAGAUAUGCAGACCUACCAGAUCCGGACCACGCCCUCGGCGACUUCACUGCCACAGGCUGUGGUGAUGACAUCUCCUGUGACGCUGACGUCUCAGACAACUAAGACAGAUGACCCUCAGUUGAAGAGAGAAAUACGGCUCAUGAAAAACAGGCCCUCAGCGGAUUGGAUGAUGGCCACCCACAAUGAGAAGCUGCUCGAGAAUGUCGCAGAAAGAAGAAAGAGUAUGUGAAAUGCCUGGAGAAUCGAGUUGCAGUUCUGGAGAAUCAAAAUAAAACUCUGAUAGAAGAGUUAAAGACUUUAAAAGAUCUUUAUUCCCAUAAAAGUGUUUGAUUCUUAAGAAAGAAAGAAAAUAUUUUUGUGGACUUGCCUAAAAAUUAGAUGGAUUUCUUUUUAGCGGAGUUUUAUAAAUUAAAAGGUCAAAAGUGAAGCUUUUUAUUUAGGUUUUUGCAACAAAGAUAUCUUAUGCAAGAGAUGUGUCGUCAGGAUUAAGUGGAAAACAACCUCAAGGAAGCUCUGGGCACAACUGGAAGCUGUGUAAAAAUUAAACUCAAGAACCAAGAAGCAGGCAUUUUCUAAAUAACAAUGGUGUCAACCCAGAAAUACAAAAAAGAUGAAAUAUGGUAAAUUGAAUUUUUAAAAAUAAAUCAAUUUACCCUAUAGGUUUGCAUUUCUUAUUGUUUCCUGAAAUUUACCUUUUUUUCAGUUGUGUGUGUGUGUGUGUGUGUGUGUGUGUGUGAUUUUGCCAAUAAAUUCUAAAUUACAAUUGUAAAAGAAAACCUUAGUACAUUACUAAAAGAUAAAUUAUGUUUUAUGAUUAUAUAUGCUUGUUCCAUUGUCAGGUCUUUUAAGUGAGGUUUUUUGUGUUUUUUUUUUGUUUGUUUGUUUGUUUUUUUUUUUUUUUAAAGUUUAUUUGUUGGACUUGAGAGGGUUUUUGAAACUGGGUUAACCAUUUUGAGGUCUUGUCCUAAAGCUAUCUAAGGUACAUGAAUGGAGUGUGGUGAUUUUAUAACUUUUUUUUUUUUAUCAGAAUGGAAAGAAAACUGUUUAAUAGUUUAAUGUUUUUAAAUUGGUCCUUGCUUACUCUGGUAAUGGUGAUUUUCUACAAAUAUGUAAUAAAUUUUUUUUGAUUCUGUAUUCUGUAUGCAGUUGAAUAUCCAUUACUUAUUCUGUGUGCUUUAAUAGAAUGGAAUGUUUACAGGCCCUUAAAAUAUAUUAUUUUUAAAAAAACCUGAAGAUGCAUACCAAAGUUUUUCCAAGAGGAUUUUAUAGUCAAUGUAAGGUUUAUCAGAUCUUAAAAUAGUACGAUUAUUAAGGUAAUUUUAUGUUAGAGACUAUUUUGUAAUGUAGUGAAUGGUACCUUUAUAAGAAAAGUGACUGCCAAUAUAUUUUUAUAGCUGAUCUUUAUAAAUUCUAAUAUUGAGUUUUUAAUGAUUAUUUUAAAUGUUUAUAUAGUUUGUUUAGUAAAAAAAUUUGCAUCUCAAAGUAUCAUUUUUAUAUUAUGAGAGUGAAGUUUUCAGAUUGGCUAAUAUUUGCAUUGUAAGUUUUAUAUGCAGUUUAUCUAAAGAGAAAUGCUGUCAGUACAUACACCUGUGUUUAACCUCUCUGUAUUCCAAUUUGUAUACACUUUGAAAUUGUACCGCGAAACUAUUGUGUGCUUCUAUACAAUAUGUAUCAUAUUGUCCAUGAAAUUAAAAAGAAUUUGAUAAAAUUAA
Messenger RNA from Oryctolagus cuniculus (rabbit), 2528 nucleotides. Lineage: Eukaryota; Metazoa; Chordata; Mammalia; Lagomorpha; Leporidae. The record is from RefSeq and is a predicted model, not a curated record.